GUUGCCUCGGAUUGGAUGAGCGGACUCAACGUACUUUAAGUCUAGGGAGGAGUUUGGCUCAAGUCGAAACUUCCGAGGGCGAUGUCAGAAAGUGGCGACGGAGCCUCGAGCCACGGUGGCUCCAGCCGGGGCACCGGCACGGGGACCUCCAGUGGUGGAGGGAGCGAAACCAGCUCGCAGCGAGCGGACGCGAAGUUUCUAAAGCGAAGGCUCGGUGACCAGCAGCAUGGCGAUGAAACGGAUCUGCUGGAACAGAAGCGGAACAUCCAGGAGGGCGUGUUCGCAUGCAUGUACACCCUUGUCAAGCAAAAUGUAAUGCCCCAUUGGAAAUGGUCGGUGCUACGGACCACGCUCGAGUUCCUGAUGAACUUUCUCGUGGCGUUCAAUACGACUUUCAGCCUGUGGCGGAUCGACCACACGAACCCAAUUUGGCAGUUCGUUCGCUGGACGCUGUGGCGUGUGCCUAUCGUGCGAUUGUACGGCUACGACACGUACAUCAAGGUUCUUUACGUGAUGGUGUCGCUGGUUUGGAUCAGCGUGGUGGGGCUGGUGUGGCUGACAUUUGCCAUGCGCAAGUCGGAGCAGUCCAAGUGGUUGCGCACGGCGGCGAUGCUGCUGCACGUCAUUUACGACGUCAUCUACGUGAUGUGCUAUGUGGCGUUUUUUGAUUACCUCAUCUACACGGCUGACUGUGACUUCGGAAAGACGGGGAUGCACAUGUGGUUCACCGACGUCUCCUGCGUCGGCAUGCCGCACCUUGUACACAUGAUGGUGGCCAUGGCCACGGGCGUGGUGUUCCUGGCCGUGACCUGCCUGUUCGUGAUCGCCUCCUGCGAUCUCAACCCCGCCUCGCACGGCGUCAUGGCGUCGCCCGCCGCCUACACGCGUCUGCGCAUCCUGGCGGCCAAGGCGAUCUUCAUCACACUUGCUGCCGACCUGGACGCCUACCCCCGCGUCCAGGCGAUGGGCAUGCUGGCGGCAGCAGGCCUGGUGUGGUGGUGGAACACACGCAAGACCCCCUUUUACCGCCAGACUGUGAACGUUAUCUGGUCGGGCCUCUGGGCGGGCAUCAUGGUGCCGUGUGUGGUGCUGGUCAUAAGCGCGUUGGCCAAGCACCCAUCAGAAGCCUUCCUCAAGCAUAACACGGAGACGGUGUUGUACGCGCUGUUCCCGGUGAUUGCCGGCGGCAUGGCCCUGGCGGCGCUGCACAUGUGGGCCGUCAUGCGGCCGGCCGCCAAGUUCAAGGACCUGCCGCCCAGCGUAAAGCUUCAGAAGGUGCACAAGUUUGAGUCCAUGGAGGAGGUGGAGCGGCUGGCGCGUGUGAUGCGGCACUACGACAACGACGGUGACGUGGUGCCAGCGGCGGCGCUGCACGGCGAGACAAUCAUCAGGGCCGGCCAGACGUACUUCCCAAACUCGCCCUUCCUGCUGCUCCUCUACGCCAACUUCGUGCUGGAGGUGAAGCGGGACGGCCCGGCGGCCCGCACGCAGCUGCAGCUGGCGGGCAAGCAGAACCCCAACAUCGUCGAGCGCUAUCAGAUUUUCUGCACCAACGAGACCUCCAAGCGCCUUAAGGACAGCCAGGACGGCGGCAUGGACCUGCAGGCCUACAUCGAGUUCAAGCGCAACUUCAGGGCCGUGCUGCGUGUGCACAAGGACGCGCUGUUGACGCAGGCGGAGCUGUGGGCCAUGAUGAUGCGGUCCAACGUCAAGGUGUCGCAGAUCGACGCCGCCAUGGAGACACUGGAGGCAUCCGUCACCCGCGCUCACCAGGUGUACAAGCGUGUCCUGGAGCGCUACCCCGGCAACGGCAAGCUGCUGCGCUGCUACGGCAAGUUCCUGGAGACCGUGCGGCACGACCACAUCGCGGCGUCGCGCGUGUACGGCGAGGCCAACCGCCAGGGCGGCGCGGACGCGCUGCUGUCGCUUGACAUCAACAGCGGCCUUGCGAGCGGCAAGCCCGACUUUCUGACGUCCAUGUCCAUGGAGGACGACGCCGUGAUUGUGGUGGACGCCGAGGGCACCAUCAUGAUGGUCAGCCAGGCGGUGCAGAAGACCUUUGGCUACGCCAAGAUUGAGCUCGAGGGCACCAACGUCUCCGCCCUCAUGCCGCAGCCCUUCAGCCAGCGCCACCCAGGCUACAUGCAGCGCUAUGUCGGCGGCGGAGAGCCACACAUGCUGGACAGUGUGCGCGAAGUGGUGGCCCUACACAAGGAGCGCUACGUGUUUCCCGUGCAGCUAUGCGUGACCAAGCUGAGUGGCAGCGGCAGCGACAGCAUCUUCCUGGGCGUGAUUCGGCCGCUGCCACCCAACCCGCACGUGAUGCGCGCCUGGCUCAGCCCCAACGGCACCUUCCUUUGCGCCGACCAGCAGUUCGCCUCGGCGGUGGGGCGCAGCGAGGGCGAGCUGGUGGGCCAUGCGUUGCUGGCUCUAGCGGUCUCGGCGGAGGCGGUGGAGGCCCUGCUGGAGCGCUGCAAGGCCGCCACCGCCGCGGAGCUGGAGGGCGGCGAGGUGGUGGUGUCGGCGCUUGAGCUGGUGCACCGCUACCUGCCGGAGCCGCUGGCGCUGGAGGUGGCGGUGGGACUGGCAGGCACGGACGGCCAGCGCAUUCUAGUACUGAACUGCAAGCGCUUGGACGGCGAGGAGGCGGGCGUGCUGGUGACAGACACGCACAUGCGCCUCAAGUUUGCCAGCCUGGAGGUGGCGAUGCUACUGGGCUACUCGAUGCGGCAGAUGGCAAGCGGCAUGAAGCUGGACGCGCUGCUGCCGCCGCCCUUCAACACGCUGCACCAGCGAUGGGUCAAGGACGUGCCUCAGGAGGUGAAGCCCGGCUCCUGCCGCUCGGGCGUGGUGGUGCACUUCCUGGCGGAGACGGGCGCGCAGGUGCCUGUGCGGCUGGCGGUGCACACCAAGCAGGUGGACGUGCAGGGCGCGCCGCCCGUCACCAUGCACGUCGUCAAGGUGACCAAGGUGACGGCUGAGGAGGUGCUGGCGGAGAAGCGCAUCACGCUGACGCUGGACUUUGCCGGCCGCGUCACGGAGGCUGCCCCGCUGGACUCCACCUUGUUCAACUUCCCCGCGCGCGAGCUGCUGGGAGUGGGCGUGUGGGACUUCUGCGACAUGUUUGCUGAGUGGUGCGAGCGCAGCGGUGACACGCAGGUGCAGCUGAUGCUUCUGGCGCUGCUGCUCAAGGAGCAGGAGAUGCCGGGCACCUCGCUGCGCGUUAAAAUCAACAAGCCCAAGAGCAAGGAGGAGCAGCAGCAGGCGGAGCUGCCGCCGCUGCCGGGGCAGCAGGCGCGUGCCCGCAAGCCACCGCCGGCCGUCAUGGCGUGCCUGCAGGUGGAGCUGGAGGAGGAGGCUGAGGCGGCAGAGACCGAAAACGCCGACACCGCUGGCAUGCGCGUGCGUCUGACGCUGUGGCGGCGCGACGUGCUGUCGGGGGUGGUGGAGCUGGACGAAGCGCUGACGCUGCGCCGCGUGUCGCCACUGCUGGGCCUCAUCACCGGCGUGCCCUCCUCCGUCAUGAUGCGGAAGCCCCUCAGCACGUACCUGAACCUUCCGCCUGACGUGACGACGUGGGAACAGCUGGUGGCUGCCACGGCCGGCGCCGCGCACGGCCACCACCGCAACCAGAGGAGCAGCCUCAAAACCGCCGUGGACAAGGGCGUGGUGUCGCCCACGCUGGCGCUGGUGGGGCCGCACCCGGACAGCGGCACUAUGCGGCUGCUGGUGCAGGGCGUUCAAACGCUGAACCCCAGCGGGCGGCCAAAGGUCACGCUGACGGUGCACCCCGACACGGCGUUCACCGGCGCUCACGUGGAUUUCAUGAAGCUGCUAAAGCUGGACAACGCCGGCGGCAGCGUGGUGGCCGGGACGGAGAGCGUCAAGCCCGGUCGCAGCGUGGCGGGCGAUGGCGACAACGAUGAUGCACAGUCAUACGCCGCGGCGAGGCGGGUGGCUGGGGGAGGCAAGUCACGGCGCGUCCUGGCCGCGUCACGUUCCGCCCGGGCGUCGUCGCCGACCGGCCAGCAGGAGGAGCCGGCGCGCAACGAGGAGGCCGGCGGCGGCGAAAAGGCGCGUGAGCCCGACGCUGCUGGCGGCGACACAGGCGAGGACGUGGAUGACGAUGGGCACGAGUCGGGCUCGGCCAAGAGCAGCAGCGCGACGGAUGAGGAUGAGGAUGAGGCAGAGGAGCCGAAGGCCGACGGGACCGACGCUGCAAUCCUACACCGCCAGGCCACCAACAAGUCGGACUUCGUGGCGCAGUGGGUGCGCACGCUGUCCAAGCAGGUCUCGGGCAAGUCCCUGCUGCCCGACCUGGCCGGCAGCAACCCCAAGCGUCUGACCUCGCCGCGCGCCACGUCCACGCUCCUGGCCGCCAUCCCGGAAGCUGCCGAGGCCGGCGAGGACGCUGCGGCUGCGAGCGCCAAGUUCGCAGCUCGGAGUGGCAGCGCGACGCGUCACGGCGACUUGCCGGCGCUCAUGGGUGAUGCCGCGGGGGCGGCAGCGACUGGCGGCCGUGAGCUGGCGGCUUCUUCCUCGCCGCCGGGUGGCAAGGGCAAAGGCAAGGGCAAGGGCAAAAAGGGACCGGCGGAGGACGACGAAUCAAGCUCGGGCGGCGACGAUGACGGGGAGGGCAAGGGCAAGGGCAAGGACGACCGGAGCGAGAACGGCAGCGAGGCCGAGUCAAGCGCGAGCGGCUCGCAGGCUGCCAGCGCCAUUUCAGGUCUGACGGACCAGUCUGCCGCCACGACGGAGGUCAUGGUGGACGCGCGGCGGGGCCGUCUGCUCAAGGCCAUGAACAGGCUACUGCUUGGGCCAUCGCUCAUGUCCCACAUCAAUCGGCUGCGCACACACGCGUACGGCAUCAUCGCCGCCAUGUUCCUCAUGCACAUCAUCUCGUACGUCCUUAUCACCUACCUUAUCAAGCUGGAGCACAGGAACAUCUACAUGGUCCAGAACCAGGCCAACACUAUGGACAGGUCUCAGCUGGUCGCAACCCGCGUGAUGAUCGGGACCUUCUGCGCUCGCGCAAACGUGACACCCGUGUCAGUUUGUGCCGACAGCAUGAACCACACGGUCACGCGCAUGGUCACUAACCUGCUGCUCAUGGAGGAGUACCAUCAGCAUGUGUACCUAGGUGGUUCGGACAGCACGACCGUGAAGCUGUCACCGGAGGUGUACAACGUCUGGACCAAGCCCCAGCUCGUCUACCAGGUCUUCUUGGACACGCACCCGCCGAGCGUUCAGAACCACACCGCGGGCGCGUGGGAGCUGGGCAACCGCUUCAUCGCCGCGGCGCGGGAGGCCAUGUACAUGAUGCCCGCGCAGAAGGACAAGUACAGGUACCACCGCAACUACGCGUUCGUCGUCCACAACGGCCUGGGCCCGCUGUUCGAGGGCUACGCCGCGGCGCUGGACCUGCUGGUGUCGAGCGCGUGGGACUCCAUCCUACACCUGCGCAGCGAGCUGCUCAUCCUGCUCAUCGUGGAGGCGCUCGUGGUGCAGCUGGCCUGCAGCGGCUACCAGAUGCUCCUGGUCCAGCGGCUGGAGCGGGCUCGCCUGCUGGGCAUGCUAGCCAUGCUGGGCCUGCCGGGCCCCGUGCUGCGCCAGCUGGCCACCACCGAGAUCAAGAUCAUUGAUGGUAGUGACGACGAGGAUGAAGACGAUAUCAGCGACGUGGGCGGGGAUGAAGACGAGGCUAAGAAGGCGGCCGCGGCGGCACACUCGCACGCGGCCGAUGGCCGGCGCGCCAGCACCACGGGCAUGGAGGCUUCCCCGGCGACACCCGCAAUUGCUGCGGCCGCCAAUGGUACGUCUGAACCUGACGCUGCCAAGCGCGUCAUCCGCCGUGUGACCACGCCGCCUGAGGAAGAUGACCUGAAGGUGCUGCAGCAGAGGUCACACGAGGAGCAGCAGCAGCAGCUGCUGGACUCGGCUGAGGCGGCGGCGGUGGGCGCGGCGGCGGAGGUGGCGGCAGGCUACGGCCAGCCAGAGGGCCGCAACUCGGGGAGCUUCAAGCAGGGCGGAGGGCUGGUCAAGCCCAUGCAGCUGAACGGCUCCAAGAAAGCGCGGGAGGCCUCGCAUCAUCACGGCCACAAGAAGCACAACCCGCUGCGCAUCAACGGCAAGACCCUGCAACCCUCGUACCUCAGCGUCCUAAAGUUCAUGGCGCCCAUGUUCUUGUGGAACCUGGCGGUGGUAAUCGUGUACGCCAUCUCCAUUGCAAAGCUGCAAGGCAUGCAGGAGCCGCUGGCCUCGCUCAACCUGGCGGGCCACAUCAUCUACCGCUACACACGCAUCCGCGCCAUGGCCUUCGCCUUCGUGUCACAGGACGACUCUGUGGGCAAGGCGCUGUGGCGGCCGAUGCUGGUGCACGAGCUGGACCUGUUCGAGAGCGAGUACGACGCCCUGAUGUACGGCGGCCUGCCCACGUCCAUGAUCGGGUCGAGGUUCCAGCACGUCGCGCCGGCGGGCACCUUCGCCUCCACCACCUUCGCGCUCAUGUUCUUCCGGACCAAGGGCUGCCUGCGCUUGGACCCCACCACGUGCUUUCCGCCCGGCCACCAGUACUACGAUGUCACACACAACGGCCUUGAUACGUUGGUGAGACGCAUGAUCAGCGAGAUGCGGCUGUUGACCCAGGACGACGACGUAGACGUGGCCUACAACGGCACCAGGUACACGUUCAUGGCGGCGGUGGCGGGCGCGGACCUGUACGAGGGGCUGCAGCAGGGCGCGCAGCUGUUUGUGGACUGGAGCAUCUCCCGCUACAACCAGGUCGCCAACCUGCAGACGAUCCUGCUGCUGGUGUCCAUCGGCCUGGUGUGCGGCUACUUCAUUCUAGUGCUGUGGCCGCACACGCGCAAACUGCAACGCGACGCCACGCGCCAGGCGGCUCUGUUGAGCCUGGUGCCGCCGGAGCUGGAUGUGAAGAGCCACACGCGCGCCGUGAUCCGGCGCUCGACCGCACCAGGCGGAAGCAAGGGCGCCAAGAUGUAACAAUGAUGACGUACUUUGGAUGGAUGCAAGGGCAGGGCGGGGCGGCGGGGCGCAAAAUGUGGGUCGCGAAGUGGUGGCGUCCGGAGCAAUAAAUGUACGGCAGGCCGCAGAAAGUACCACAAUGCAUGACAUCAAGCUGAUAAGACUGCGGAUUGCGACAAGGAAAUACGCUGUGAAGAGCGGUAGAACCGAAGGAGGGCAAGGUGGCCUGGCGGCUGUGUGGCCCUGGGCCCAGCGGCAGUGGCGGCGCGCAUGUUCGGAGCAGAGGGGGCGGACAAGGCCACGUGGAGGAGGACAGCGCGGCGCCGCCUUCAAAGCGGCGCCGGCGCGCAGGUUGAGACCUGCCGGUGUUGUCUGGUUAGCGACCUGUGCUGACGAGGAUGGCGUAGCGGGCAGUCAGCUGCAGCGGCAGGGGUGUUUUCCUUGCUGUCUGGUUGGCCUGCUGCCUGCUGCACUAGUGCUUGAUAGCUGGGCGCGACUGGGCACAUAUGGCGGGCGGUGCCUGUACAAACCGACCCCGGCUAUGUCCGGGAGAUGAGGCUAGUAUCGGAACCUUCGGCCUCAGACGGAGGACGUGGCGUGGCGGCACAGCCCACUUUUCCCUUGCAAGGGAGAGCCACCUUUUCUUGUCAUACUGCCAUACCAACGUAAAUUACUAUACCAACGUAAUUACGAUGACGCUGGAACGCUUAGAGCGAGGUGGUGGCGGUGAAGUUGGGCUCAUAUACUUUUUGGACUGCUAUACUUAUGUUGAGGAGUGCGUGUCUAGCGUGUCUAGUCGGAGCACGUACGGAUGGCAUGAAGGACCAGAAGCACACAACAAUUGGUAGUACCUGUGCGAGUUCUUGCUGAUACGGUGAUGGCGUUUGGAAGUCGGCAUGCUUGGGAGCCGCAAAUAGAGUGGGCAAGUGCAGCGUGCUCUGCGAUGUCGGCACAGCUGGCACACCGGCCUUGGAACACCGUGACCCAUUACACUGUAAGUCUAGCCGGAU
Chlamydomonas reinhardtii is the source of this 7994-nucleotide messenger RNA. RefSeq lists its product as uncharacterized. Gene Ontology annotation, biological process: regulation of DNA-templated transcription. The transcript has 60 exons. Bases 364 to 7002 code for a protein of 2212 amino acids. The record is from RefSeq and is a predicted model, not a curated record. NCBI's taxonomy places the organism in Eukaryota, Viridiplantae, Chlorophyta, Chlorophyceae, Chlamydomonadales, Chlamydomonadaceae.